GCAGGCGUCCUCCCUGCAGGCCGCAAGGGGUAUUUAAAGGCACGCGGCCAGCCACUGCGGCAGGGUCCUAGGUUGGUGGUCUGUGUAGCGUUGUGGCCAUGGCCAGUUUUCUCGUGCUCAACACCGGCGCCAAGAUGCCCAUCGUAGGGCUGGGUACCUGGAAGUCGGCUCCAGGCAAAGUAGGGGAGGCUUUGAAGGUGGCAAUCGACGUGGGGUACCGCCAUAUCGACUGCGCCCACGUGUACCAGAAUGAGAACGAAGUAGGGGAGGCCAUCCAGGAGAAGCUCAAGGAGGGGGUGGUGAAGCGUGAGGAUCUCUUCAUUGUCAGCAAGCUCUGGUCCACAUACCAUGACAAAAGCCUGGUGAGAGGUGCCUGUAAGAGGACGCUCGACAACCUGAAGCUGGACUACCUGGACCUCUACCUAAUCCACUGGCCAACCGGCUUCAAGGCGGGGGAGGACUUUUUCCCCUUGGAUGAGACAGGCAACGUGAUUCCCAGUGACACUGAUUUUUUGGACACAUGGACGGCCAUGGAGGAGCUGGUGGACGAGGGGCUGGUGAAGGCGAUUGGUGUCUCCAACUUCAACCACCUCCAAGUAGAAAGGAUCUUAAACAAGCCUGGCUUAAAAUACAAGCCGGCAGUCAACCAGAUCGAGUGCCACCCAUACCUGACCCAGGAGAAGCUAGUCCAGUACUGCCAGUCUAAGGGCAUCGUGGUGACCGCCUAUAGCCCUCUGGGCUCCCCUGAUCGACCCUGGGCCAAGCCAGAGGAUCCCUCCCUGCUGGAUGACCCCAGAAUCAAAGAGAUUGCAGCCAAGCAUAACAAGACCGUAGCCCAGGUUCUGAUCCGGUUCCCCAUACAGAGGAACGUCAUCGUGAUCCCCAAAUCGGUGACCCCCAAGCGCAUCGCUGAGAACUUCCAGGUCUUUGACUUUGACCUGAACAGCUCGGAUAUGAGCACCUUACUCAGCUACAACAGGAACUGGAGGGUCUGCGCCUUGGUGAGCUGUGCCAGCCACAAGGAUUACCCCUUUAAGGCCGAGUUCUGAAGCUGCAGAGUCCGCUCUCCUGCUUUCCUGCGUGUUCCUCACAGUGAAGUGUGGCCGUGGCCCUCGCAGCCGAUCAGCAGCUGGAAGACGGACCCGCAUGGGCUUGCUCAGCACGAAGCUGGGUCUAAAGAGCAGCAUCUAGAUUCCCCUAGUUUUCUUUGUCCUUCUUGUUCAGCUGAGGAAAAUACAACCCUUUCUGGCCAAGAAGAAGCAAAAUAUAUAGUCAAAAUUGUGCCACUAACAAUCGGGUUUUGACUGCUUGGAACUGUAAUCCUGUCAGCCGGACUCCUCCUUGCCUCCAAUAAAAAGGGCUUUUGUGGGCUGGA
Loxodonta africana (African savanna elephant) is the source of this 1375-nucleotide messenger RNA. RefSeq names its product aldo-keto reductase family 1 member B (gene AKR1B1). The coding region runs from base 99 to 1049 and encodes 316 amino acids. Gene Ontology annotation, cellular component: cytosol. The transcript has 10 exons. The record is from RefSeq and is a predicted model, not a curated record. Lineage: Eukaryota; Metazoa; Chordata; Mammalia; Proboscidea; Elephantidae. Gene Ontology annotation, molecular function: aldose reductase (NADPH) activity.